Messenger RNA from Cladocopium goreaui, 10443 nucleotides. The record is from the annotation of a GenBank genome assembly. Lineage: Eukaryota; Dinophyceae; Suessiales; Symbiodiniaceae.
AUGCAUGGACCAAGCACACGUGAACUUCUCCCACAGAUCCUUGUCCGAUCUAGUGCAAUCGACGACAUUCUUGGCUUCCAGGAAAACACCUCCAAGACCCAACUCGCCACACCAACUGAACAACUCCUUCCCGUUCUGGACUCUCUCACACCCAACAACUUCCCCCCGGCUGGCACAACCAGCACACUUUUGGGCUUGGUCUACAACCUCCGCACCAAAGAGGCCCCAAGCAUGCCUCAUUUGCUUUGGAAAUGCACGGCGCUACAUACACAACGCCGACACCUAGCACCCAGACCUCCUCAGAACACCAGUGAGGAGCGACUACUGGCAGCGGUCACACCCCCAGACCCCAGACCACUACACCCAACCAACCAAGCAAUCCAAGCACCACACGAUUUGAGACCCCUUCUUGAACAACAGUUCAAACAGGCAGUGCUUUGUGGACAACCGUUGGUCAUUGCCACUGAUGGUGGAGCGAAACAUGGACUAGCUACCUGGGCAGUUGCUGUCGAUGCCGGCACUUUCGCCCGACCUCUACGUGGAGAAGACAACACGGCAAUGAUGGCAGAACUUACCGCCAUCUGGUGCGUCCUCAUCACCAUCAUUCUUGUUGUCGAGCAGUCACAAGCUCAGUGUGAUCUUCAGGUGAUCUUGGCAGUAGAUUGUCAAUCCGCCAUUGAUUUCUUGGACAGAGUGUUUGUCAGCCUGCUUCAGUUAAAUUGCAUCAUCAUCAUCAUCAUUGUGUGCAACAUCGGCCACUUUGACAACGAGAUUGCCAUGGAGGACUUGGAGACUUUCCCUGGCAUCAAGGUUGAGAACAUCAAGCCACAGGUGGACCAAAGUGGGCACGGAGUGCCAUGUGUGCGGGACCAAGCAGCCGCACUGGGAUCAUAUCUGGACUUGCUGCUUGAAUAUGCAGAUCCCGUCGGAUCAGCUUUUGAGAAGAUUUCUUUGGGUUUCCAGGUGGUUACCAUUGAGGAAUGCGUGGGUGAGGUGGACAUUUUCACUUCCGCCACUGGCAACUUCAAGAUCAGUGGGAUUGAGCAGCGCCGCCAUUUGCCACCCACGGGCCCCAACGUUGGGGUGCAGAGCUUGCAAGGAGAUCCUGCCCAUGCUUUGGUUAACUUGUUGAACUUUGUUGAGAAUGCCAUAGCUUUCAAGUAUGAGCACUUUGCACUGAAUGACAUUGUCAUUGAGACAAAUGACAUUGGACAGAAUAACAUCCUUGAUGUGGACAUGUACGACGAUUGCUUGAUGAGGGGUUCAAUCAAGGUUGUUCUGACCCUGAAGGAUGAGGGUUUCAAGCAAUGCUUGAAAGGAGGCACAGCAUGUAGUAAGACGAAGAACAAAAGGAAUCGCAUCAAAGAAAUGAGGAAGAUUGCUUAUGCCCAGACGUCACCUUCAUCCGAUGAAUCCAGCACCAACAUCUCCCUUUUGGAGCCUUCAUGGAUCAAAGAAGAGGAGAGUGGAAAAGAGGAUGAGGAAGAGACGCACGAAACCAAAGCGGAGGAGGGAGUGGUAACCUUGAUUUGCAGUAAAUGCAAAUGUGAGCACCAGCUUGAGGCAAGUCAGUUCUCUGACAUCCGUGAAGGAGGAUUCGAUGAGGAAAACUUUUGCUGCGAGAUGUUCAACCGAAGCUGCUUUAGUGAUGCCUCAUCAGAGUCCGACUAUGAACUUUUUGAAAGAUCGUCUGAAGAGGACGAGAACAACUUUGCGACUGAGGGGGUCGACAAAGAGUUUCCACUUUUUGUUCCGAAGUACAUCGAAGAUUGGAUCCAGAAAGCUAAAGACUGCGACUGGAAUGAGUCUGAAUUUGUACAGUGGCUCAAAGAUUUCGAUGAGAUCAAUGACAAUUUGCACAUCAAUUUGCACAUUUCAGAGGACACAUGGCUUACUACAUCUGCAAUUGAGGACACAUCCCAUGAAAUCCUGGAAGCUGGAGAAGAAAACAUUAGCAUUGGGGAGUUGCUGAAGCCUUGCGAAAGCGAUGAAGAGGAGAAGGGAGAUGCAAAUUCGACCUUGUGCAACAAUAUUGAGAUUGAGAUUGAGCAUUCCCCGCAGAGCAUUGAGGAGGAUGUGGAAGAAAUAGAAGAAAAGAAAGAGAAGAAGGAUGCGGAGCAGAGGGCUCCGAGCAUGAUUGAGGAUAGAAAGGAGGAAUCAGAGAAGAAGGAAGAGGGGCAGAGAGCCCCUGGCAAGAUUGAGGGAAGAAUUGAGACGACAGAGAAGAAGGAAGAAGGACAGACUUUCCCUGCCAAGAUUGUUGAAAGAGAGGAGGCUGAAGAGAAGAAGGACGAGGGGCAGGCAGCCCCUGGCAAGAAUUUGGAAAGAGAGGGGGCUGCAGAGAAGAAGGACGAGGGGCUGACAACCCCUGGCAAGAUUGAGGAAAGAGAGGAGGCUGUUGAGAAGAAGGAAGAAGAAAGAGAGGAGGCCGUAGAGAAGAAGGAAGAGGGGCACAGAGCCCCUGGCAAGCUUGUGGAAAGAGAUGAGGAGGCCGAGGAUAUCAUCGAAGCAUUCUGCAACAUCUAUGGAGAAGAUUUCAGAGGAGGUGCUGGUGGCUCCAACGCCACCAAGAAGAAGAGAGACAUUGGAGACUGCUUGGACAAAAUUGCAUCCAUCUUGAAGGACAAGAUCAACAGCGAAGAAACCAGAGAACUUGAGGAGCUGAUCAAAGAAGCAAAAGGCCAUCUUGGCAACUCAAAGCAGGGAGCCCAGGGUCAGAGCUUUUAUGUGAAGAUCAGAAGUGAGAACAACUUUGAAGAAGGAAAAGGAGGAGGCAAAGGAAAGUCUAAAUCAAAAGGAAAGACAAAGAAGGACGACGAUUUGCCCCGUUUUGACCUUUCUAGAAGAUGGCCAAAAGCUCAACAGACCACUUGGCAAUCCUUGCGCAAAGCGCUUGAAGAAGGUGAGAUCCCUAGAGGAGAGAUUGCCAUUGUCAAAAAUGUUCAACAUUUACGACAACUUCAAACACUUGCACAUGAUCUCAAGAUCAACAAGUCCAUGCUCCUGGUUGCAAAAAGAAUUGGCACUGACGAUGUCCCGGAGACCUGCCAGAGCCUUCUUUUGCCUUGGAUGGGGAACCUCGCAAUGAUCGAUGCAGUUGUUGGAAACCUCAAUAAGCAAAAGCCCAACUUGGAGCAAGAGAAAAUCCAUAAAUGCAAGAUGGAAACAGCCAAGCGGGACGAUCUUGUUUCCCUGCGCUUGACCGCACCUUGGAAAUACAUCAGUGAGAAGAACAAACAGAUCUUGAAGCAGAAACCAGAGUACUCAGCACGACUUCUCAAUGAUGAUCUGAAGGAGGCAAGGACCAAUAAGUCGGAAAGCUCUGACUCACUUCUCAAUGGCUACCUCCUGAUUGACAAGAAGGAGAGUGGCAAAAUGAUGAGAUGCUCAGGAAGAAACGGGAUCUUUGUGACUCGCUUGGCACAGGACAUCACUGUCAAACCCGCUGCGCUUUGGAUCACGAAACUGGAGAAUGAGAGCGAUCAAGACUAUCUUCAAAGGACCAUCCAAGAAGCAAAAGGCGCCUCAUUGACUUGGCGACGUGGAGAUGGUAAUGACCUUGGAUAUCAUUGCAAGGAGGAAGAUAUCACUGACAAAUCAUGGGCUCUUUGGGGCAUUCCUGCUUUCAAUGGCCCUGGAAUGGUCGAAGAAUGGUUGGAACAACAAGGAUGGACACUUAAGACAAGACCCCAACCGCCAAGAGGAAGAGGAAGCCCUUGGAAGAUCUAUGGACAAUGCAAUGAGAAGCAAAGUGCCUAUGCCUACCAGGUUGAGAUUGACCACCAAAUCAGGCGCCUGUCAAGUGUCCCAUGGAAAACAAGUCGCAAGCCUAAGGAGGAGACCUUUCAAGUCAGCGGCCCAAGAUGGUUCAGCGAGCACUUUGAGUAUGAGAAGGUUGGCCCUACACAAAUUGUGGAUCCAACGCAGCUGGACGCCAACAUGGGGGAAGAUGAAGCUGAGGAUGCGAGGAGCCAAGCACUUUUUCAUCUUUGCGAAGUUGACCAAGAGUGGCAAAAGCACUGGGCUCCUGAUGACGCCUGGACUCCACUGACCGAAGAUGGACCACCUGCCAAAGACUUCAAGACCUUUGCAACCGAGACCUUGCAUCGAGACAACAGGUGGAUUUGUCCUUAUGGCUUGAUGGCAGUCGCUGCAGUCAAGAAGGUGCACCUCAUCAUUUGGCAAUACAAAGGCGAAGACAAUGAACCUUGGACCAAAAUUGCUGUGAUCUCUCCCAGCGAUGAAAAGAAGCGAUUUCCCAUCAUUCAUUUGGCAAAAGACGGAGGCCAUUACAUGCCACUGAUCUCUGAUACCAUGCAAAAGCCCGACUAUGACCUUCUAGAGAAUGGUUCAGCUUGGACAACGAAAGGCAUCCAAAGCAUGAUCAAGAAUGAGGCGAAAGAGAUCUUCAGAGCGGGUGGCGAAGAGGAGAUUGAGAAAAGAAGCAAUCCUAUUACUUUCCCAGAUGGAAAAGGUAAACUUCAAGGAAUGAGAGGAGGAGAGAAUGGACCAAAAGGCAUGAACCUCCGCACGCUGGAGUUAGGAGGAACAGGAGGCUGUGGUUGGAGAUCCAUCGCAUUCCAAAUUGUGGCCAUCAACUCCAAAUCUGGCAAUUUGGCCAACUACGUGGAUGGACCUCCUGCUCAAAACUUGCGCACCUUUACAACCGAGACUUUGCAUCGAGAAAACAGGUGGAUCUGCCACUAUGGCUUGAUGGCGGUUGCUGCAAUCAAGAAGGUACACUUGAUUAUCUGGCAAUACAAUGAAGGAGAGGAUGAGCCAUGGACCAAAAUUGCCGUGAUUUCACCCAAUGAAGACCUGAAGCAGCUUCCUGCUAUUCACCUUGCGAAGGAUGGAGGUCACUACAUGCCUUUGAUCUCUGACACGAUCCAGAUCCCUGGCAAUGACUUGCUCGGGAAUGGCAGGGUUAGGAGGGCAAAGGGCAUCCAAAGCAAGAUCAAGAAAGAAACAAAAAAGAACAUCAGAGCAGGCGGAGGAGCAAGUGGUGAGCAUGAUCCAGAUGCCAUCCGGCAUACGCCGAAUUUGAAGCAUGACAAAGCUGACUUUGAGGAGGAGACUAUUGAAGACCUCCUGAAGCCUCCAAGGAAGGCACUGGACACUCCUUUGAGUUCAAAGACCCAGAAGUCUACCAACAUUCAAGAGAUACUUCGAACUCCGAGGACACCUGCAACACCUUUGAGUAUCAAGAAGACUGCAGAGAAGGAUACCUGCAAUCAGAAAGCCUCCAAAACGCGCCAAUGGGCAUGUCCCUUUUGUCAAUUCCAAUGCCACAAUGCAGAUCCAGGCAAAAGAACCCAAGAUAUCAGGACUCAUCUUGACAAGUUCCACGCUGUCGAAGCCAAGAAGAUUAAGGAGAAGAACAUCAAAGGAGGAGCCUCAGCAUCAGGUCGACAUGGCCUUGGAAUUGCCACCCUCUUGAAGCCGAUCCCUUUUCAGAAGAUUUCAAAGCAGGAUGCAAAAAUCAUUUGCCCAUAUUGCAAGCUUGGCACCAUUGCCCAGCCCAACAAUCCUGCGCUUAGGAAGAAAACUUUGAAGCAUCAUUUGAAGACAUGCGCAAAAGCCCCGAAAGGUUGCACUUUGAAGAUGUUUUACACUGCUAGGAUGAAGAAAGAAGGAGGAGUUUGCCUUGGAGACAGCACAGUCCAUCGAGAGAAGAUGAUCCAAGGCAUUUGGAAGAAGGCUGACGAGAAAGCCAAAGAUCUUCGUCAUGAGCCUUUUAGACUUUUCGGUGACAAAGGCCAAGCUUGCGAUGUCAUUUGCAAGAAAUGUUGGCCUGACCCAGUGAAACUUUGGAAGAAGUUCAUCAAGAAGUUUGGCAAAGAAAAGCUCUUCAAUGACCUUGAGCUCAGUUUCCAGCAGCAAGAGAGGAUUGAAGGCCUAAGGAGCAAAGCGGUUAAGGAGGCAAAGAGUUUUGGCCACGACCCUGUCCGUUUGGCCUUUCAGCGAUCUCGGCAAUCGGAUGGCUGCACGGCCUGGUGGAAGACCUGCACUGAGAAGAUUGGAAGUGAGAAGCUCUACAAGAUCAUACAGCUCAACAAGAAUGAGAAAGAGAUGAUCGAGGAAAGCAUCCAGGAAUACACCAGAAGGAAGAAGGAGUAUUCCAAGAUGUCUCGAAUCAAGUUCAGUGAGAUCCACCAGCAUGCAAUGGAGUUUGAGGAAAUGCUCAUCAGACUUGACUGGCAAGGAGGACUGGAUGAAAAGACCUUUUGCUGCGAGAUGUUCAGCCGAAGUUGCAUUAGUGACACUUCAUCCGAGUCCGACUUUGAGAAUUUUGGGAAAUCGUCUGAUGAAGGCGAGAACUGCUUUGCGACUGAGGGGGUUGACAAAGAGUUCACAACUUUUGUUCCUAGUUAUAUUGGAGAUUGGAUCCAGGAAGCCAAAGAGUGCGACUGGAAUGAAUCUGAAUUUGUACAGUGGCUCAAAGAUUUUGACGAAACCAGCGACAAUGCGCACAUCAAUUUGCACAUUUGUGAGGACACAUGGCUCACUACUUCUGCGAUUGAAGACACGCUUGCUGAUGCACAAGAAGCUGAAGAGGAAAGCGUCAGCAUUGAGGAGCUGUUGAAGCCUUGUGACAGCGACGAAGAUGAGCAUUCCCUGAAGAUCUUUGAGGAGGAUGUAGAACAAUGGUUUGAGAAGAAGAAAGAAAGGGGACUUGUCCCUGACAAGAACGCAAAGAAAGAAGAGGAGCCAGAGAAAAAGGAUGAGGAGCACGCUGUUCCUGAGAAGAAUCCAAAGAAAGAAGAGGAGCCAGAGAAGAAGGAUGAGGAAUUUUUCCCUGACAAGAACAAGGAAGAAGAGAAGAUUGAGAAGAAGGAAGAAAAGGAUCAAGAAGCUGAGGAUAUCAUUGAGGCUUUUUGCAACAACUUUGGCGGCAAUUGUCAACAUUUCCCAGAACUCAGAGGAGCUGGCAAUUUUGAGGAGGAGGCCAAAAACGAUGAUUUUAGAGGUGGAGCAGGUGGCUCUAAUGCCACUAAAAAGAAAAGGGACAUCGGUGACUGCUUAGACAAGAUUGCAUCCAUCCUGAAGGACAAGACCAAUGCUGAGGAGACCAAAGAACUUGAGGAGCUGAUCAAAGAAGCGAAAGGCCACCUUGGCAAUUCGAAGUUGGGAGCUCAAGGCCAAAGCUUUUGUGGAAAAACCCAAACGGAAGCAAUUCUGAAGAAGGAAAAGGAGGAGGUAAAGGAAAGUCUAAGGCAAAAGGAAAGACCAAAAAGGAGGAUGAUUUGCUUCGAUCUUUCUCGAAGAUGGCCAAAAGCCCAGCAAACCACUUGGCAAUCCAUUCACAAGGCACUUGAGGAAGCAAGAACCAACAAGUGGGAAAGCUCUGAUUCUUUGCUUACUGGAUACCUCCUGAUUGACAAGAAGGAGGAGAGCCAUCAAGACUAUCUCCAAAGAACAGCUGAAGAAGCAAAUGGUGCACCUCUGACUUGGCGACGUGGAGAUGGCAAUGACCUUGGAUAUCAUUGCAAGGAGGAAGACAUCACCGACAAAUCUUGGGCUGUCUGGGGUGUCCCAGCCUACAACGGCCCUGGAAUGGUUGAAGAUUGGCUGAAACAACAAGGUUGGACACUCAAGACCAGACCCCAACCACCUAGGGGAAGAGGCAGUCCUUGGAAAAUUGUUGGACAAUGCAAUGAGAAACAGAGCGUCUACGCAUACCAGGUCGAGAUUGACAACCAAAUCAGACGUUUGUCAAUUGUUCCAUGGAAAAGCAGCCGCAAGCCCAAGGAAGAGACCUUUCAAAUUAGCGGCCCAAGGUGGUUUAGCGAGCAUUUUGAGUACGAAAAGGUUGGCCCCACUCAAGUUUUGGAACCAACUCAGAUUGAUGCCAACAUGGAUGAUAUUAAAGAUGGCAGCAAAGUUGCAUCACCACCGAAAAAGAAAGUCAAACCAUCAAAGCUGCGUGGAGGAGAACCUGGACCAGAAGGCUUGAAUCUCCGCACACUUGAACUUGGGGGUACUGGUGACUGUGGGUGGCGUUCUAUUGCAUUUCAACUGGCAGCUAUCAACUCCAAGUCAAGCAACCUUGCUGACAAUGUGAUGUCCAAAAUUGCUAUCCUUGGUAAAGCCCUUAGAAGUCAAGCACUUUUUCAUCUUUGUGAAGUCGACAAAGAAUGGCAAAAGCAUUGGGUCCCAGAUGAUGCUUGGACACCACUGACUGAAGAUGGCCCUCCUGCGAAAGACCUCAAGACCUUUGCGACGGAGACUUUGCAUCGAGACAAUAGGUGGAUUUGUCGCUAUGGUUUGAUGGCAGUUUCAGCGGUUAAAAAGGUGCAUCUUGUCAUUUGGCAAUAUAAAGGUGGAGACAGUGAACCAUGGACCAAGAUUGCAGUGAUCUCUCCAAGUGAUGAGAAGAAGCGUCUUCCCAUCAUCCAUCUGGCUAAAGACGGUGGCCAUUACAUGCCCUUGAUCUCCGACACCAUGCAGAAACCCGAUUACAGCCUUCUUGAGAACAGCUCGGCUUGGGCUUCAAAAGGCAUACAAAGCAAAAGCACGAAAGAAACAAAUGAGAUUUUCAGAGCUGGUGGAGGAGAAGGAAUUGACAAGGAAAGCACAGCUAGCAAAGGUGGCAUUGAUGGACCCAAAGGCAUGAACCUCCGCACUCUUGAACUUGGUGGUCAAGGAGAUUGUGGAUGGAGAUCCAUUGCCUUUCAGAUUGCGGCGCUGAACACAAAACCUGAAAAGUUGGCCAGCCCCAAGAUUGUCAGUCUUGGUAAGAUCCUCAAGAACCAUGCUAUGCAUUUUCUUUGUGAGAUUGACCGUGCUUGGGAGGAAAAUUGGAUUCCUGAGGAGACAUGGACAAGCUUGACUGAAGAUGGACCCCCUGCGAAAGACGUUUGCACUUUCAAAACUGAGACGCUGCAUAGAGAAAACAGAUGGAUUUGUCAAUAUGGUGUGAUGGCAGUUGCUGAGAUCAAGAAGGUUCAUUUGAUCGUUUGGCAACACAUGGAGGAAAAGGAGGAGCCAUGGACAAAAAUUGCGGUAUUUUCACCAAGAGAUGAGUGGAAACAGUUUCCUGUCAUUCACAUUGCGAAAGUUGGAAGCCACUACAUGCCAUUGAUUCCUGAUGAAAUUCAGGUCCCUGGCAACGAACUGCAUUUGAAUGGAAGAGUUUGGAGAUCCAAAGGUUUUCAAAACAUGAAGGAAGAAAAGGUUGACAUCAGAGGUGGUGGAAGCCGUAACCAGCAUGAUCCAUUUGACAUGACUGGCAUCCAAUCUCAGAAAGAGACCAUUGAUGACCUUCUCAAGUCACCGACUCCUUGGACCACUCCUGAGAAGAAAUGGGACACGCCUGAGAGUGUGAAGACCCAGAUGUCUUUUAACAUUCAUGAGAUCCUUCGAACGCCAAAGACUCCGGCAACUCCUUUGAGCAAUGCGAGAAAGAAUGUUGAGAACAAGAACAAUUGCGACAUCGACCUCCCCAAGGUUUGUCAAUGGGCAUGUCCCUUUUGUCAGUUUCAGUGCCAUAUUGCAGACCCGGGGAAAAGAACACAAGAUAUCAGAACUCACCUUGACAAAUUCGAUGCUGUUGAGACCAAGAAGAGUAAGGAGAAGAACAUCAGAGAAGGGGUCUCUGCAUCAGGGCGGCGUCAUGGCCUUGGCAUUGCGGUUUUGCUGCAACCGAUUCCUUUCCAGAAGAUUCCAAAGCAAGAUACGAAGAUCAUUUGCCCCUUUUGCAAGCUUGGCGCUGCUAUCAAUCCCAGCAACGCAGCGCUUAGGAAGAAAACCUGGAAGCAUCAUUUGAAGUCAUGCACAAAAACGCCAAAAGGAUGCACUUUGAAAGCACUCUACGCCUUGAGGAUGAAGAAAGAGGGAGGAAUUUGUUUGGGAGACGGCAAGAUCCAUAGAGAAAAGAUGAUUCAGGGCAUCUGGAAGAAAGCGGAUGCCAAAGCUAAAGAUCAUGGCCACGCACCUUCCAGACUCAUUGGAAGCAAAGGAAAAGCCUAUGAUGUCAUUUGCAAAAAGUGCUGGAGGGUUGCAUCUCACGCGAGAACUUGGAAUUCUGUCUGCGAAGGAGAGGAAAUGCAAUCCAGAUCCAGAUUACUUCCAUCAGUGAACCUUUGGAAGAAGUUUCUCAAGGAAUUUGGCAAAGAAAAGCUUUUUCAUGACCACGAGCUCAACACCCAGCAACAAGAGAGGAUCCAAACAGCGAUUCACGAAAGCGACAAGAGGAGAACAAGUUUGAAGAGAAGACCGAAGAGGCAAAGCUAUAAGAAUGUUUCCAAGGUUGAGCACAAGAAGCUGAGACUGGAAGGAUUGAGGAACAAAGCGAUCAAGGAUGCAAAGGCUUGUGGCCAUGAGAUCGGCAGUGCAAAGUUGUACAAGAUCAUGCUGCUCAACAAGAACGAGAAAGAAUUGAUUGAAGGAAACGUCCAAGAGUACAUCAAAAGAAAGAAGGAGUACUCCAAGAACUAUUGA